AUGCCACGGCCACCUCUUGCCAGCUGCUCACAUUCCCGAGGCCUAAAAGAGGAUGAAGAAGAAAUCCAGCCCUGUUAUCACCAUCAUGUUCCAUCUACUCCAGCAGACCAUGUCAAGAAUCAUAGCAGCUCUGGAGACAAUCAAAUGAAAAAUUCAAAUGACCCACCUGCAUCUUCCUUAAAAGGGUUGGUAAAAAACAAGAAUCGUGGUGCAUCAAGACAACAUGAAGGGAAAACCAGAAAUAAUAAGAAGAAAAUGGCCAGGCAGAACCUUAUCCUUGAAGAAGUGUCUCUGUCUCCAGAACCACUGGGCUUGAGCUUGGAGUUUCAGGAGCCACUAUACAAAGAGGCAAUGGUUUCUGCUCAUUUGUCAGAUGAUGAUGAUGAUUGGAGAGAAAAAUUCCCACCCUCUUCCUAUGAUAAAGUGCAUUUAUCCAGGGUCUCUAAUAUUACCCAGUGUGAUCCUUUCGAUUACAACUCAGCAACUUUUUCAGGAAUGGAAACUUUCUCUUCAUGGCCAUUCAAUGAUAAUGACACAUGCAUUGGGUGCCCUUCUCGUACCAAAGCCACAGAAAGCUAUACUACCCGUGAAGAACCUGUUGAAGAAGUGGAAUAUGUGUCUUCACAGCUGAGCUACCAAGAACUUAAAGAGGAAAACUCCAUGCUGAGGAGAAAGAUCAAAAGGAUACAGAACUUCUCUGAAAGUCAGACCCAGAUGGUACGAAACCUUGAGAGGACACUGCAAGCCACCAUGAACAAGGAGGAGAAAGAGACUCAGGAUUUGGAAGCACUGGUGCAGCAGGCAGAGCAGAAUCUUCAGUGUAUGACCCAAAGAGCUCUGAAGGCAGAAAGCAACAUUGAGAAGUUGAAACAGGAGAUGUCCUUCCUUCAGGCAGAGUUGACCUGCUACAAAGUAGAGAAUGAAAGCCUGCGAUCAGGCCAAUCUAUUAACAUGGGGGCAGUGAAACAGCAUGUGGACAUUGCUUUGCAAAAUCUCCUUAGGGUCACAAACCAUGCUCAUGCUACCAUCCACCAGCUGGUCUUUGGUGCGGAAACACUGACACUUGUUGCUGACCUACUUAAAUCUGUAGGUAGAAUGUCAGAAGUUGAAAAGGAAGAAGAAGUGACAAAACAAACUUAG
This is a messenger RNA of Candoia aspera, 1140 nucleotides long. Its product is annotated as endosome-associated-trafficking regulator 1-like. The record is from RefSeq and is a predicted model, not a curated record. Gene Ontology annotation, cellular component: recycling endosome; midbody; ciliary basal body. Gene Ontology annotation, biological process: regulation of cytokinesis; positive regulation of protein localization to cilium; positive regulation of cilium assembly. The transcript has a single exon. Bases 1 to 1140 code for a protein of 379 amino acids. Lineage: Eukaryota; Metazoa; Chordata; Lepidosauria; Squamata; Candoiidae.